Molecule: messenger RNA, 1421 nt
Organism: Camponotus floridanus (Florida carpenter ant)
Lineage: Eukaryota; Metazoa; Arthropoda; Insecta; Hymenoptera; Formicidae
Product: protein FAM45A
Exons: 5
Coding region: 206-1264 (352 amino acids)
Biological process (GO): protein transport; regulation of early endosome to late endosome transport
Cellular component (GO): late endosome
Molecular function (GO): small GTPase binding; guanyl-nucleotide exchange factor activity
Source: RefSeq, a predicted model, not a curated record
UGUAUAAAAUAUAGCUGACUUAUUUCGACAAUUUGCUAUUAGAUUGAUAAGUAUUUAUAACAAUGCAAAUAUAGAAUUAUUUUAUUAAAAGAAAAUAUAAUAAUUUCACACAUUACCAAAGCAUAAAGAAGAAUAAGUACUUUAAUAUCUUGUUUUGAACAGUGUUAUUAUUGUUGAUUAAAAUCCUUGUUAAAAAGAAUCCUAAAUGGCACCGUUAACGGAUUUACUUUCUUGUAGUAUAAUAGAAAAAGAUUGCAAUGGAGAUAUCUUGUGGACAUGGUCAUACCCUGCAGUAACGGAAUCUCAGAAGACUGUAGUUACAAGAAAAUGCAAUAUGAAAUUAGAACAUAGUUCUCCUCAUGUAUUUGUGUGUGCAAGACAUGGUCAUGAUUGGUUUUAUAUACAUUGCAGUGAAGUAUUCGACUCGGAUAAAUUACCAAAAGUAAAACAGUUUGCAUUGGUUCUUUUUGCAAAGGAUUUUAAUCCACAAAAGUAUGAAGUGCUGUCACGAGUUCUUAGUAAAAUGUAUUGCAAAACAGGAAAACCAACAGAGAUUCUACAAUUAUAUCUUUCUGUAUUUACAAAAGGGUCAUGUUCGACUCAGGAGAAUGGAACAUUUGUCUCUGAUGAUUUUAAUACUCAUCGAUUUGCAGCUAGUACCAAUGUCAAAGAAUUGAUUAAAACAUUUGAAUUAGAAACAAUUUUGAUUUAUACUGCUCUCUUAUUGAAGAAAAAGAUUAUUAUAUAUCAUCAUAGCUUAGAGCAACUUCUUAAAUGGAUAAGAACAUUUCCUGCAUUAAUGAAACAUAGAAAAGUGACUGAUAAUCUUUUUCCUUGGAUUGAUUUAGUAAAUGAUGAAUUAAUUGAAUUAAAGAGAUAUUCAUAUUAUGUAGCAGGCUGCAGUAAUAGCUCAAUAUCAUCAAGAACAGACCUAUAUGACUUACUCGUAAACAUUCCUGCUCGAGAAAUUACUGUAGCAUCGCACGCAAAAGAAAGUCUUACAAUGACAAAAACUCACAAAGAAAUAGCCUUAUUUAUGGUUCAACUAUGCGAAAAUCAAAACUACACAGAGGCACAAAUUAUUUCUGAGAUAAGUGAUAAAACGAAAGAUCUUUUAAAUCAAUUAAUUUCGUUAGCAACAGUUCAAGCUCCAGAUGGCAGAAAGAUGAUUUCUAUUGAGAUAUUUAAAGAGAAAAACUUUGCACCGGCUGUAGAAAGUUUUCUUAUUAAUUUAGCUAUUGCCGAAAAUCUUUUUAUGUUAUAAUAAUGUAUAAAUCAAAAUGUGUAAAUAUGUUAAGACACAGUAAAUAAUAAUAAGAAUAAGAUACAAGAUGUAUUAAGCGUAUUGAUAUCUUUUUAUAUCUUAAUUUUGCAUUAAAUAAAAUUUUAUCAAUACAAUAUGAUAAAUUAUCAUCAUCAAA